AUGCCUCCGCGCCGUCGCUUCGCCUCUGGCUACCGCGGCGUUCGCGCGCGGCCAAGCGGCCGCUUCGACGCGGAGAUCCACUCCAGCGAGGAGUGCAUCCGUCUCGGGACGUUUGACAUGGCGCACGAGGUGGCGCGAGCCUACGAUGCCGUCGCCUGGCGCCUCGGCCGCUCCCGCCGGCAGAUGAACUUCCACGACGUCUGGACGCGGGAGCAGGCGGAGCAGCUCGCGCCGCCAUCGCCGGCCAUUACGCGCGAGCAGCAGCGUCGCCAACGGGAGCUCGAGCAGCGGCUCCUCAUCGCCGAGCGCGACGAGCGCCUCCGCCUCGAAUGGGUGCGACAGUUUCCCGAGGACGUCGCUGCGAUGGAGGCGCUCUACGCGCAGAAGGAGGAGGAAAAGGCGGCGGCGGUGAAGAAAAAGGCGAGCCGCGAGAAGCGAUGGGCGGAAUCCGCGGCGAGGAAGGCGGCGGGGGCCGAGAAGGCGGCGAGGAGGGAGGAGGAGAAGAAAAACGGGGCAGGGUCGUCCACCAUCAUUCUCUCCUCCUCGUCCUCCUUCGAGUGGACUUCACCGCCGGUGUCCGAGACGAAUCCGAGUAGCCACUCGUCCGACUUCGACUGUGAUUCGGAGUAG
Molecule: messenger RNA, 630 nt
Organism: Lolium perenne
Lineage: Eukaryota; Viridiplantae; Streptophyta; Magnoliopsida; Poales; Poaceae
Source: RefSeq, a predicted model, not a curated record